Anoplophora glabripennis (Asian longhorned beetle) is the source of this 1723-nucleotide messenger RNA. RefSeq lists its product as uncharacterized. The record is from RefSeq and is a predicted model, not a curated record. Lineage: Eukaryota; Metazoa; Arthropoda; Insecta; Coleoptera; Cerambycidae. The transcript is spliced from 2 exons. Bases 30 to 1115 code for a protein of 361 amino acids.
UCGAUAUUUUACUCCCUUUAGUUGAUAAAAUGGCUGAUGACGACAAAGGGAAAAAAGAUUUUAGUGACAUUUUGAGCAACAUAAAUAGAAAAUUUGAAAUCAUUCACACGAAAUGGGAUACUGACUGUAAACAAUUUGAGAUAAAAUUAAGAACGCAAAUUCCGCGAGAUAAUGAGGAUUUUAAUAGCCUGUGCGACGAAUGGGUGGAAUUAUUUUCAGAUGUUACAGAUACCGUUUGGGCUAAAAAGAUAUCAAACACCGGUCCUAAAAUAAGAUUUAGAAAGCAGUAUCAGUGUUGGACUCAAGGCGGGAAAACAAUUCAAAAAGAGUUAUUAUUCGACGCGAGAAGAUGCAAAGCUACAUUAGAUAUGAAAGUUUUAACAGAUAAUCCUCUGUCUAGAAGGAAAAAUAAACAUAUCAGACUAGGUUUGAAUGUUGUAGUAAAAAUGAACUUUUACCAUUUACAUCCAGUUGAUACAACACAGCCUUUUGCAUUUUUUGUCCAUAAUUGUGAACCGCAAGCAGAACUUCCAAAGCCUAUAAUUCAGUCUAACGAGAGACUUGCUCAGUUAGUAGCAGCGAUGGUUCAAAAUGGUCCAACUAUAUCACAAAAGGCAGCAGAAAAGGCAGAGAAAUGUAUUGCAAGAUUAAAUCAAGAACAAAAAGUGAAGACUCAGCCACAAUCACUACCGCUACAACUACAAUCACAACCAACACAUCAGGUAGAACCCUUGUCGCAAUCUCAACCGCUACUUCAGUCUCUCCCGCAAUCUCAGCCUCAACUCAUUGUAAGUUACGGAGAUAAUUCACAGCAAUUACUACAAGAUACUCUAGGAGUAGAAUCUCAAACCGUCGAAUUAGUCCAAAGUCUGCCGUUGCAGUCUUUGGAAGGUGUUAAAUUAGAGGGUCACCAAUCUGAAGGGUCAUCUCUACAGCCUAGCUGUACUCAGUUUGUAGUCAGUACGCCACAGUUUGAUAUGUCCGAUCAUUUCUUACUCUGUCAGCCUUUAAUGUUUGAUACUUCUCAAGUGAUUCCAUUAUCUAAUCAUACUUUACCGUCUCAUUUUGUACAUGUGCAAUCGUCUUUGUCCAACGACAAUGGACAGUUUUUAUAAAUAUCUAUUUGGGGUUACUUCGUGUACUUGCAAUUUUAUUUAUUGAUUUUUUAAUGGAACAAUAUCUUUAUAAGUAAUAUGGCAGGUGUGGUAGAUUGGUUUUUAUAAGAAUUAGGUAUUCGCCUAAAUAAAUAAAUAAUCUAAUCACCAAAGUUAUAUUUUACUACUGAUCUAUAUUUUGUAGUUUAUAUCUACAGGAUGUGCCACUUAACAUUUCCAGUGCCGUUUCUUUAGAAACUAUAAGCUCUAUUUUAAAUCAUUAUAUUGAUCGUAGUUGGAGGACAGUUGCAACAGUUGCAGAAUUCAAUUUGACAUAAAAAUAUUUUCUUUACCUUCAUAGCUAGUUAGCAUUGCUGUGCAAAGAAAUUUUCAAUUUUUUUUAAAUAAAGAAUUUUGGUCAACUUUUCUAUUUAAAAACAAACAUUUCCAUUGUUUCCUGACAAAAAUAACGCUCGAUAACUUUUUUAAUAUAAGUUCUGCUCUAGACUUCUAUCUCAAACAAUUUCCACAGUUAGAUAGUAACAGCAUUAGCCAGUGUCACCUCGUUUAAUAGAGAGUGCAUUAAAUUCUGCAAUUCAGUAAUCAAGGUUGGCAUGAUAUAUAUCCGA